UUUCCUUCCCAGCGGCGAGCUUCUUUAGAGCCUCCCCAAGCGCCGAGAUUCAUUAAAAGGGAGGGGAGGGCAGUUUGAAAACGGCAAAGAGGCGCCUCCCUGUUUCCCUCGCGGACAUCACGUGAGCAAGGAGGGGACGCGCGCUUGGUGGGGUCCGGCAACCGAGGGAGGGCGGAGAGGGAGAAGCCGGACUCGGGCGAUGCCGUCGGGCGUCUCUUGGCGGCGGCGAUGCCAUGGCGGGCCAAGCGAAGGAGUCGGGAGGGGAUCCCGCGCUGAAGGCUAGCGGUCGGAAUCGACGAGACGGGCGCCGCCUCCGCCGCCAACGGUCUGCGGGCGCCUAUGGCUGCGCCGGGGGAGCUGGACCAGGACACUGUGCUCCGGUUCCUGGCAGAGCGCGGAGGCCGGGCUCGCAACGCCGACCUGUUGGACCAUUUCCGUGGCUUCCUCACCUCGCCGGACCCCGAGAGUCGCGGCCGGGCCCGCGAGCGCUUUAAGGAGCUGGUCAACGGCGUGGCCACUGUGCGGCAGGAGCCCGGCUCCGGCACCAAGUAUGUGCAGUUGCGCAAGAAAUAUCGCGGCACUGCCGGCGGUCGGAAAUCCGAAGCGGCGGCGGCCCCUCCAGCCGAGAACGGCUCCGGGGCUGUCGGGCACCCCGAGGACACGCCGCGUCCCCCAGGCGCUCCCCGCGGCGAAGGGGACGGCGAGGACAGCCAGGAUAGAGGAGCGGCCCGCGAAGAAGCAGCCGGCGCCGAACCGCUGAAGGGAGAGAAGAUGUCGAGAGGGGAUCCCGCUGCCGCUUCUGGAGAGCUGCCGCCCGAGGAGAGCGACGCCGCAACCUCGGAAGUACCGCCGGAGGCGCUUUCACCCCGAAUCCCUCAUGCACCUCUGGCCAGCCCAGAGAGCCCAGGAGAAGGAGGCGGCGGCGGCAGCCGGGUGGAACAGCAGAGAAGCCCGCGGCGCCUGGAGGCGGUGCCGAUGCUCUCGGGCGAUGCCGAGCCUGAGGAGAAGCCCGGCGGGGACGCCGUUGAGGCCCUGCUCGAAGACGACUCGCCGCCCUCCACCAGCCCGGCUGUCGGCGCCCCGGCGGGUGGAGCCUCUACCGGCGCCAACACACCCAGGUGUGGGCACAAAAUCUUCCGGGAGCGGAUGCUGGGCAGUUCCCCUCAGCAGAAGCGCGGGGGGCUCCUGCACCGCGGCGGCAGCGGAGGGAGCCGCGGCGGGGAUUCGGACAGCGGCUCCUUGGCGUCUUCGUCAGCCGAGGACGAGAGUGGCAACGGCGGGGGCUCGGUGGCCUUGGAUCCGCUGGAGCACGCGUGGAUGCUGUGCGCUUCGGACGGCCGCUGGGAAAGCCUGGAGAGUUUGCUGAGCUGCGAGCCGGCGCUGCUGCCCAAGCGCGACUUCAUCACGGGCUUCACGUGCCUGCACUGGGCGGCCAAGCUGGGCCAUCCCGAACUGCUGGCCCGGCUGGUCAACUUCGCCCACCGGCAGGGGCUGCCCGUCAACAUUAACGCGCGCACCAGCGGCGGCUACACCGCGCUGCACCUGGCCGCCAUGCACGGCCACUUGGAAGUGGUGAAGCUGCUGGUGGGCGCCUACGACGCCGAUGUUGACAUUCGGGAUUACAGCGGCCGCAAGGCCUCGCACUACCUGAGCCGGGGCACCGCCGAAGAGGUACGCAGCCUCGUCGGGGCUCUGCAGGAUGAGGUCGACAGCGGGGCAUCGAAUGGCAGCAGCCGCUGGAGACUUUCCAGGGUGCUCCCCUCUAACCUCAUUACUUACAAGCUUCACCACCACCACCAUCACCACCAUCAUCAUGGGGAUGAAAGGGAAUCGGGAGACGGGUCUGCGGCACCCAACAAGAGCAAAGAGCUCAGUAGGAAAACCUCCGGCAGUGGUAGGAUAAAACCCAGACUCAACAAAAUCCGGUUCCAUACUCAAAUCAUCCAUACUACCCCUUCUUUCAGGGGGGAUGCAGAAGAGGAGGAGGAGGAAGAAAAGUCCCUGAAAGCCUCCUUCAAGCUCAGACCUAAAUCCAACAUAUUUGGUUAAAAGGACAAAUGUAUCCUUUGCUACCAUGGUUUUAAAAUCAACCCUAAAGGCGAUACCUUUAGUUUCUAAGCAGGCUUAAUUAGAAAUAAGUAUUUUGUGUUGGAAGUUUUUAGGUUAGAUAUAUUUUAGCGGUUCAUAAUUCAGUGAUUAAUGGAACCAAAGCUUUACACUUUUUUUAAAAAAUAAACUUGGUUUUUUUAAAAGUAAUCAAGUUUUAGAUUGACUACAUAGUAAGAUCUGUUUCUCCAGUGUAGACAAUAUCUAUUGAAACAUUAAAUAUGUGGGCUCCACCAAAUUAAACUCUCAUAUGAUAGAGGUUUGCAAGGUAGAAAACAGUCCAUUUACUUUUGUCAAGUAUUCAACAUGCUUAUUUUUUAAAAAGCCAAAUAAAAUAUUGUCUACACAUUUGCAGAGAAUGAAUUUAGGAUUUGCAGCUGAUGAACAGGCAAGUGUGAUUGUCUUGCUGACUGCCAGGCAAGACAAUUUCCAGGAUUACCCUAGUCAGGUGAACCAGGUGAUUAAAACUGCUUAGGGAAUAUAUGUGCAGGAAGAAAUGGCACUUGGGGACAGUUAACCAUUCUUACUGUCCUUUCCAAGUAUUCUCUGUCACCUCUCAUGCACAUUAGCAUGGCAUGGCAACCUGUGCUGCCAUGCCUUUUUUGCCAGAAUAGCAAAAAAGCAAAAUAUGAAUUAAGAUGCAUAUAUCGGGAAAUUCAUAUAAAAUGUUAUGUGACAACUGUGGUAUAGGCUGUAUUAGUUAUCCAGAAUCUGUUAACUUGAUGGGAAUUGUGCCAUUGACUUAUAGAAUACCCAUUGCGCCUAAUUUGUAAAGUUUUCUAAUGGUACUUUUGAGCUCUGACCUUUGACUAUGGUUUAUUUACUGAGUGCAAUGCCUUUGGAAAUGUGGUACAAACAGAUAAAGUUAACUUGGUUUUGCUGUGAGACAAGACAUUGAUCAACUUUUGUCCUACACCUGAAAACAAUUUAAUUUGAAAAAUAAUUUAAACAUUCCACUUGAAUGGUUACAGCAGAGCAAUGGUAAUGAGCAUGUAGCACAACUUUCUUUUUAUGUGGCCAUUUCUGUAAACAGUAUAGUCAUUUGGAUAAGCUGUCUUGAAUAUUAGUUCUAGUGUUUAGCCAUUAAUUUGUUCAAUAUGAAAUAGGAAUUUAGAAUUUAAGAAAAAUCUUAAAACCUUAAGUAGAUCUCUUAGCAUUCUGGAACAUUGCUGAUUCAGAGAUAGGGAGACAAUGGAAGACUGCCUAGUGUAGUGAAAUGCUAAUAAAUAUAGUGUUAGCUUAUAAAUAUGUACAUAAAUAUUUCUACAGAUAAAAUCAAACAGUUCCACAAGAAUCCAUAUUUAUAUAACUGGAAGUGAAAUGUAAAUUAUGUGGGUGAACGCUUAUCCAAUCUGAAAUAUAAGAUACAGAAAUCAAAAAGCACAUGAUUAUUUGAUGAUGCAUGUUACAGAAUGUUAGAGAAUCUUUCAUUACUUACGUUUUGCUUUACAAUUCUUUUUUUUUUUAAGUGAACAAACCUGUGAUUUCUAAAAAGCACAGAAUUCUUUAUAGUGUGAAAAUUAAAUACAUUUUUUACUUUAAUAGUAAUAGUGUCUGGAAAGUUAGUAAUAUUUUUAAACAUAUUUGUUCCAAAUGUAGUGAUUUUUUAUUAAAUGUGUACUAGCACUUUUUCUUCAAAGAAUAUCUGGGCUGGUCCUCAGAUGCUGCUUAUGUAACUAUUAAUUCAAUACUGCCAAAUAAAUGCAGAACUAGCUAAAAGAAUGUUUCCAAAUUAGUUUUCGAAUAUUUUGGAAAUGAUAGUUUUAUACUGAUUUAAAGGCAGAUUGCAAUUCUAAAACAAUAGUUAUACUACUGUUUUUUUUAAAAAAAUACUACAAUAAUAUCACAAUUAUCAUAAAUUGAAAAAUGGUAUUAAAAAUAAAAGUAUAUAGCUGUC
This is a messenger RNA of Ahaetulla prasina, 4003 nucleotides long. RefSeq names its product sosondowah ankyrin repeat domain family member C (gene SOWAHC). The transcript has a single exon. Bases 340 to 2049 code for a protein of 569 amino acids. Gene Ontology annotation, molecular function: protein binding. The record is from RefSeq and is a predicted model, not a curated record. Lineage: Eukaryota; Metazoa; Chordata; Lepidosauria; Squamata; Colubridae.